Messenger RNA from Fusarium pseudograminearum CS3096, 2469 nucleotides. RefSeq lists its product as uncharacterized. The transcript has 3 exons. The coding region runs from base 1 to 2469 and encodes 822 amino acids. Lineage: Eukaryota; Fungi; Ascomycota; Sordariomycetes; Hypocreales; Nectriaceae. Gene Ontology annotation, molecular function: protein binding. Gene Ontology annotation, biological process: mRNA splicing, via spliceosome; generation of catalytic spliceosome for first transesterification step. Gene Ontology annotation, cellular component: Prp19 complex; post-mRNA release spliceosomal complex; U2-type catalytic step 2 spliceosome. The record is from RefSeq and is a predicted model, not a curated record.
AUGGCCCCAAUCGUUCCGGCCCUGAGCUGGGCGCGCAGGCAGCCUCAGCUGCAUCUCGUGUCCAAUGAAGACUCUGUUUACGAGCAAGACAUCCUUCGCGACCCCGGUAGUGUCAAGCCGUGGCUGACUUACAUCGAAUUCAAAACCCGGCACGGUUCGAUACUCGAGCAAGCAUAUGUGAUGGAGCGGGCAUGCACCCAGUUACCUCGAUCAUACAAGUUAUGGAAGUUGUAUCUAUCAUUUCGAGUUAAGCACGUCACCAAGCUGAACUCAGCGUUGUUCGAUAAAGAAUACCGCAAAGUCAACGCUCUUUUUGAAAAGGCUCUCAACUUGCUCCACAAGAUGCCACGAAUUUGGGAGAUGUAUCUUCGGUUCUUGACAAAGCAGCCACUCGUUACCCUAACACGACAUGUAUUCGACCGAGCCUUGCGAGCUCUCCCAAUAACACAGCACAACCGAAUAUGGGCCAUCUAUAGGCCUUUUGCGAACUCUGCUGCUGGAGUAACUGCCGUAAAAAUCUGGCGACGCUACAUGCAGGUGCAUCCGGAAGAUGCCGAAGACUUUAUUGAGCUUCUUGCACAAAAUGGUCUAUAUACCGAGGCAGCGCUAAAGUUUAUCGAAGUCCUCAACAAUACCAGGUUCAACAGCAAGCACGGUAAGGGCCACUACGAACUCUGGAGUGAGAUGGUUGAUCUGCUCGUCGCGCAUGCAGCCGACAUCGAAACUGGACAUGAAACAGGAAUCGACGCUGAGCGGAUUAUUCGAAGUGGCAUCUCCCGGUUUGCUGACCAGCGAGGGAAGCUCUGGUCUGGUCUCGCCACUUACUGGAUCCGAAGGGGGAGCUUUGAACGGGCGCGUGAUGUGUUUGAGGAGGGCAUCACUACAGUCAUGACAGUUCGAGACUUCACUUUGAUCUUCGAGGCAUACACUGAAUUCGAGGAAUCCAUUAUUGGUGCCCUGAUGGAAGUUGCAUCUGGACGGGCUGAAAAGGGGGUUGAAGAUGAGAACGCAGAUUUCGAGUUGGAUAUCCGAAUGAUGCGUUUCGAACAGCUAAUGGAUAGGCGUCCAUUCCUCUUAAACGACGUUCUUUUACGCCAAAACCCCAACAAUGUGCCUGAAUGGGAGAAGCGUGUAGCUCUCUGGGGCGAUAACAAGAAAGAGGUUGCUCAGACAUACACAGACGCCAUUGCAGCCAUUCAGCCAAAGCGAGCCGUGGGUGCUUUCCACCAACUCUGGACUAAUUAUGCCAAGUUCUAUGAACGUGGAGGUGAUUUGAGGAACGCUCGGGUCAUCAUGGAAAAGGCUAUCAAAGUCCCUUUCAAAUCAGUGGCAGAACUCGCCGACAUGUGGAUUGAAUGGGCGGAAAUGGAGCUGCGGAACGAGAACUUCGAUGAUGCUGUCCGAAUCAUGGCAAAAGCAGUUCAAGCGCCCAAGAGAUCCACCGUUGACUAUUUCGAUGAGACUCUAUCACCACAACAGCGAGUUCACAAAAGCUGGAAACUCUGGAGUUUCUACGUCGACCUUGUCGAAAGUGUUUCAACUCUGGAUGAAACUAAGAAGGUUUACGAGCGGAUAUUUGAGCUCCGAAUCGCGACACCUCAAACAGUUGUUAACUACGCAAACUUGCUCGAGGAGCAUAAAUACUAUGAAGAGUCGUUCAAGAUCUAUGAGCGCGGCUUGGACCUCUUUAGUUAUCCUGUCGCCUUUGAGCUUUGGAACCUCUAUCUUACCAAAGCUGCCGAUCGCAAGAUUGGAAUCGAACGACUUCGAGAUCUCUUCGAGCAAGCCGUGGAGGAUUGUCCUCCGAAAUUCGCAAAGACAAUUUACCUCAUGUACGGCAAUCUGGAAGAGGAGCGUGGCUUGGCGCGACAUGCCAUGCGCAUCUACGAGCGGGCCACAAGGGCCGUUGCAGAUGAAGAUCGAGCCGAUAUGUUUAACUUUUAUAUCACCAAAUCUGCUUCCAACUUUGGCUUGACAUCGACCCGGCCAAUCUACGAGAGAGCCAUCGCUGCUCUUCCCGACGUCGAAGCAAAGGAUAUGUGCCUUAAGUUUGCAGACAUGGAGAAGCGGUUGGGCGAGAUUGAUAGGGCUCGCGCUAUCUAUGGCCACGCGUCGCAGUUCUGCGAUCCUCGAACUAGUCCUGACUUCUGGACGAAGUGGGAGCAGUUCGAAGUACAGCAUGGUAACGAAGACACUUUCAAGGAAAUGCUGCGCAUUAAACGAAGUGUACAAGCGCAGUACAACACCGACGUCAACUUUAUUGCCUCCCAGGCUCUGGCACGCAGCCAGCGUCAACCUGAGGGCGCCGAGGACGCUGAGAUUACAGAUGCCAUGGCAGCAUUGGAAAGGCAGUCAAGAGCACCACAGGGAUUUGUCGCGGCCAGUACGGGCCCAGUAGGAGGAAACACAGCGACAGCCGCCAUUCCAUCCAAUCCCGACGCUAUUGAGAUUGAUGGCGUUGAUGAAUGA